Molecule: messenger RNA, 1534 nt
Organism: Hydra vulgaris (swiftwater hydra)
Lineage: Eukaryota; Metazoa; Cnidaria; Hydrozoa; Anthoathecata; Hydridae
Source: RefSeq, a predicted model, not a curated record
AAUUUUUAAUAGACUCGUGCGUAAGUCAAAAUAUAUUGAAUAAGAUUUAGUUUUAAAGCUUUUAUCGCUUGUUUUGGUGAUAUUUUUUGUCAUGAACGUGUUUGAUCCAAAAUGUCUGAUCUUAGGCCUUCCAAUCUUUGAAUCAGAAAUCAGUUUCAAGAAAGGAUUGCACAGUCAAUGGGUAGAAUCAUUUUUAUCUCUUUAUCAUAAUAUGUUAGUUGUUUACGCUACCAAAGAAAAAUUACUACCGCUUCAACACUUUAUGCCCAAAACUAGCACCUUAUCGGUCGGUUUAAAAACUGAGAAACGAGUUUUUGAGAUUAUCUCUCAAACCGACACUACAUUAUAUUUGUUUGAAACGAGCUCUGAUUUUUUUGCAGAUAUUUGGAUUUUAAAUUUAAAAAAUGCAGGUUGGAAAUUAAUCGAACUAUAUCCAUGGAAUGACAGCACGUAUUUUAACCAAGAUAAUGAUUUUAAGAUUAACGAAAUAAGUAAUCAAUUAACUAAAUUAACAAAUUUGAAUGAAAAGAAAGAAGAAAAGUUUAUGGAGAGCCAUUCAAUAUCUUACCUAACUGACGAUAAAAAGUUUGAGGUAGAAAUGGUUACUGAAGAAACAGAAGAACAAAUUUCAGAAAGUGGUUACGUCUCUAAAGUAAAACUCGAAGGAAAAACCCGAAAAAAAAGUGUUUUUAUUCAUGCGCAAGAGAUGAACAAAGAUUACUGGCAAAAUUAUGAGGAAAAGCUUGAUUUAUCAGAAGAUAUUAAAUACUUUAAUAACGAAGACCUUAAAGCAAAAAACAUGAAGAAAAAGCAUAAAGAUAUUUAUUCUAUUGAUAUUGAUCACGACAUAAUUAACAACAACAAUCUAUAUGUGAACAAAGACAUUUUUCCGAAAAAUAUUACCACUACUCAAAAAAGGCAUUCUAUGUAUCAGUUAUUUACUAAUAUUAAAUCUCGGUUCGGUUCAACAACUUCUCAUAAAAGCGCAUCAAGGAGAAGCAGAUCUUUGCAAGACUAUUUUACCAGUAAAUUGCUUUGGAAUUACAAUGGGCAGUGGACAAGCAUCAAUUUUGUAUUUGAGAAUGGAUCUCUUCUUGGAUACAAAGAUGCUGAUAUGAAACUUCUUGAGGUGGAGUUAAACGUAAGAGAAUGUAUAAUAACAACAAUUAGUUCUGUCGGAAUUCUCCCGAAGCUUAACUUGUUUAAGUUAGGAUUAACCAUUGAAACAGGUCAUAUUUUUGCAGCAUGGAAUGAGGAGGAUUAUAAUAUAUGGUUACAAGUGUUAGGAAAUUUUGCUAAAGAAAGAGUUGACAUAAAUUUAUCUGAGAUAAACUCACGUGAAGAUGUUUCUUAUGCACCAUAUGGUCAACGGAAUUUAAGGUCAAGUAAUCUUUUGUCAACAUCUUCUGAAGUUAGUAGUGUUUUAACUGAAGGUCACCCUGAUUUUAUUGACAGUGGUAAUGAUGGGGAUGAGUCUGGAUUAGAAGUGCCUCAUGAAAGAAUUUCAAUACUUAUUAAUAAAAAUGAAAAACUU